AUGCGCCGUCGUACACUCAUCCUUACAUUAUGCAUCACCAUUUCGCUUCAGAUGAAUGAAACUGCCAUACCAGAUAAAUUUUUUGGGCGAUUCACUUUGGAAAAAAGUGAAAAUUUCGAUGAAUUCCUGGCAGCAAAAGGCGUGAAUUGGUUUGUACGAAAAAUGAUUCAGUUUGCUAGUGUUACCAAGGUCAUCGCUAAAAACAAAGUUGCGGGAUAUAACAUGGAAAAUCUGACUUCGAAAAAGAACACGCUCUACCAUGGAUGGAAGCUCGGUGAGACGUUUGAAGCAGAUGGUCUCGAUGGUAAUCGCCAUAAUGUUACGUUCACCUUUGCGGACGAUACUUUGAUGGAGAAGCACAUUCGACUGAAUGAGCCAAACGACAAAGGAGAGGUCUACUACUUUAAUAUUGACGCUGAUGAUAAAUUAGUCCUGAAAAUGGAAAACAAUGGAAUCACUUGCCGCAGAUGGUUCAAGAGAGAGAAGGAGUAA
Messenger RNA from Necator americanus (New World hookworm), 492 nucleotides. RefSeq lists its product as uncharacterized. The transcript is spliced from 5 exons. The record is from RefSeq and is a predicted model, not a curated record. Lineage: Eukaryota; Metazoa; Nematoda; Chromadorea; Rhabditida; Ancylostomatidae. The coding region runs from base 1 to 492 and encodes 163 amino acids. Gene Ontology annotation, molecular function: lipid binding.